AUGGCAGUAUGGCACCCAGCAAACUUGCUAAGUAACGACGACAUUCUCUUCACGACCAAGUCCUUGGCGAUAUGUGUCGAUGAUGUGGCCGACGAGUUCCUGCGCUGGAAGCUGACAAGGCGACGGUUCACGCCUGGAUUCGGGCAGCCGGGUGACGAUGACCAUGCAGGCGCCUUUCUGGCUAUCACGGAUGGCCACCUCCAGCACAAGUUGGGCGACGACUGGAUCCUUAAGGGCACCGCUCAGUGCCGAUAUGCUUUGUUCAGGGUCAGGCCCGUCACCGUGCAGUUCACCAGACGACUCAAAGCCAAACGACGGAGCUUCAAGACUAGCAUACAUAGGUAUAUAUCAACCACUCCAGAUGUCCCUCAGCCACGAUACCCGGAUUGUCGAGCGGGUUCUAGUUUAUCAACAGCGACAUCAGUUCAACUUGCGCAGUCGUGUGAAAAGUUGCGGAUCAUCUUCGCCCGUAUCGCCGCCGCCCAGGAAACCGGAACCUCCCAUCCAGCGAGGCUAUAA
This is a messenger RNA of Aspergillus mulundensis, 519 nucleotides long. RefSeq lists its product as uncharacterized. The record is from RefSeq and is a predicted model, not a curated record. Bases 1 to 519 code for a protein of 172 amino acids. Lineage: Eukaryota; Fungi; Ascomycota; Eurotiomycetes; Eurotiales; Aspergillaceae. The transcript has 2 exons.